Molecule: messenger RNA, 2511 nt
Organism: Plasmodium adleri (nom. inval.)
Lineage: Eukaryota; Apicomplexa; Aconoidasida; Haemosporida; Plasmodiidae
Product: protein serine/threonine kinase-1
Exons: 1
Coding region: 1-2511 (836 amino acids)
Biological process (GO): protein phosphorylation
Cellular component (GO): nucleus
Molecular function (GO): ATP binding; protein kinase activity
Source: RefSeq, a predicted model, not a curated record
AUGACUGAAUUGAAUAUUAUUGAUAAUAAUGAAAAACAUAGUAAAUAUAAAUUAUAUAAAUAUUGUAGAAAUUAUAUAAAUGAUUUUAAAAAUAAAUAUAUGAUGGGUUAUUCAUCGAAUUUGUAUAAAAAUAGCCCGAACAAAUAUUACUACGACAUUAGAAAUAAUAAUAAUAAUAGUGGUUAUUAUUAUAAUAAUUAUAAUAAUGGUUAUCAAUUGCGAAAUAAAAGAAAUCGUAGUUUUGAGACUGUAAGUAAUUCAAAAAACAAACAUAAAUUUUCAAAAAAAUAUAAAUAUAAUAAUGAACCCCAUGAAAGUUUUAGAGACUAUGAUUACAAAAAUAAAUCUAGUUAUUCCUCUGUAAAAAAAAUUUAUGAUAGGGAACAAAAGCGUUAUAACAAAAUGUUUGUAGAGUCAAGAUAUAAUGAAGAUCAUAAGAAUAAAUAUAUUAAUAAUUAUAAUCUAUCAAGGAAAAGAAAUUAUUAUUCUUAUAAAAAAAGAAUAUAUACUGAUAGAAGAAAUUUUGAUACUCAUUUUGGACAAGGUAAUAUAAUAUAUAAUAAUGAAUAUUACCUAAUAAAUGAUGGUUCUAGUUUAAAUAAAAAAAGGUUACAUUAUGCCAAGUCCAGCUUUAGAAGUAGAUCUAGAAGUAAAAAUUAUAAUACCUAUAAUUUGGAAAAGUCAAAAAAAAUGAAAUAUAAUAGUAGACAUAAUAUUUAUAGAUAUCAUAAUGGAAAUAAAAAUAAAUCCAUCUCAAGAUGGGAAAACAAUAAUACAUCUAAAGAUCUAUAUCAACCCUCAAGUUCUUUGCAUAAAUAUAAAAAGAGGAGUAAUUUUACGAGGGAUGACAAUUCCAUAAAAUCAAAGAUGAAUUAUGAGAAUAAAAAGACGGAUCAACUUUAUAGUUAUGAGGACAAAUAUUACAACAAGUAUGAUGACAAGUAUGAUUAUGGAGAUGAAGAAUAUAAACAAGAAUAUUAUGAGAGGAAAAAAAUUUCCUUUAAUAAUAAUCAGAGCAGUAUAAAUUAUGAUGACGUUCAAAGAGAAGUAAAAAAGAGGAAAAAAAAAAAAUAUUCCAAUGAAUCCAAAGUUUAUGAUUCAUUAAAAACAAAUGAAACUAAUCAUCAUAUUAAUAAUAAUUCUUAUUUAAAUGAUAUAAAUAAAAAAAAUUCGAAUAUAUCAAAUAAUUAUGUCCCAUUAAGAAACAGAAAAAGAGAUAAAGAAUAUAUCAGUGAUAGUAAUAAAAGUGGGCUUUCAAAUAAAAGUAGCCAUUAUAAACAAAAGAAAAAGUUGCAUGUAGACAAUUAUGAUAAAGAUUCAAAUAAUAGAUCUAUUUCUAGAACAUCGUCGGAUAAUUAUUCUAGAAAAAAAUAUACACAUAAAAGAAAUAGGACGAACACCACCGAUACUGAAGAUAAAAAAGAAAGGAAAAAGAAAAAGAAAAAAAAGGAAAAUAAUGAAUCAGAUGAUGAAAUUGUUCAUUUUAGUUGGAAAAAAGGUAUGCUAUUAAAUAAUUGCUUUUUAGUUAUACGAAAAAUGGGAGAUGGGACAUUUGGUAGGGUUUUAUUAUGUCAACAUAUAGAUAAUAAAAAAUAUUAUGCUGUAAAGGUUGUUCGAAAUAUAAAGAAAUAUACACGAUCAGCUAAAAUUGAAGCAGAUAUUUUAAAAAAAAUACAAAAUGAUGAUAUUAAAAAUAAUAAUAUUGUUAAAUAUCAUGGGAAAUUUAUGUAUUAUGACCAUAUGUGUUUAAUAUUUGAACCAUUAGGUCCAUCAUUAUAUGAAAUUAUUACAAAGAAUAAUUAUAACGGAUUUCAUAUUGAAGAUAUUAAAUUAUAUUGUAUAGAAAUAUUAAAAGCUUUAAAUUAUUUACGUAAAAUGUCUUUAACACAUACAGAUUUAAAACCUGAAAAUAUUUUAUUAGAUGAUCCAUAUUUUGAAAAAUCAUUAAUAACUGUUAGAAGAGUUACUGAUGGAAAAAAAAUACAAAUUUAUAGAACCAAAUCAACUGGUAUUAAAUUAAUUGAUUUUGGUUGUGCAACAUUUAAAAGUGAUUAUCAUGGUUCUAUUAUUAAUACUAGACAAUAUAGAGCUCCUGAAGUUAUAUUAAAUUUGGGUUGGGAUGUAUCUAGUGAUAUGUGGAGUUUUGGUUGUGUUCUGGCUGAAUUAUAUACGGGUUCUUUAUUAUUUAGAACCCAUGAACAUAUGGAACAUCUUGCUAUGAUGGAAAGUAUUAUUCAACCUAUACCAAAAAAAAUGUUAUAUGAAGCAACCAAAACAAAUGGAUCCAAAUAUGUAAAUAAAGAUGAAUUGAAAUUAGCUUGGCCAGAAAAUGCAUCUAGUAUCAAUUCUAUUAAACAUGUUAAAAAAUGUUUACCCUUGUAUAAAAUAAUUAAGCAUGAAUUGUUUUGUGAUUUCUUAUAUUCCAUAUUACAAAUAGAUCCAACACUUCGACCAUCCCCCGCCGAAUUAUUAAACCACAAGUUCCUUCAGGAAAAUUAUGAGUACUAUUAA